Messenger RNA from Mercenaria mercenaria, 5164 nucleotides. Its product is annotated as alpha-(1,3)-fucosyltransferase C-like. Lineage: Eukaryota; Metazoa; Mollusca; Bivalvia; Venerida; Veneridae. Gene Ontology annotation, cellular component: membrane. Gene Ontology annotation, molecular function: alpha-(1->3)-fucosyltransferase activity. The record is from RefSeq and is a predicted model, not a curated record. The coding region runs from base 957 to 2159 and encodes 400 amino acids. The transcript has 2 exons.
UUUGAGCUAGGGGUCUGAAGGUUGGUCAAGACACAUCGUCUUAUUAUUAAGUACAUUUGUGAUAAGUACUAUUAAAAUCCCUUCAUGGAUGGGAGAGUUAUGGACCGGACAGGAGAAAGCUCUGUUUACCUUUGACCUCCAAUUUUGACCUUAACCUUUGAGGUAGGGGUCCGGGUCUUGCAUAUGACACGUCGUCUCAUCAUGGGGAACAUUUGUGCCAAGUAAUUUUAAAAUCCCUUCAUGGAUGACAGAGUUAUGGACCGGACAAGAAAUUGCGGACGGACGGACGGAAUGGCAGAAUGACGGAAAGGCGAAUUCCUAUAAUCCCCGAAACUGGUUUUCAACCAGUAGGGGACUAAUAAGGCGAAUUGAAUCGUGCUAACUUUCCUGCUGGUUGACGAGUACAUGUAUAUAAACUGAACUAUCAAACUACAGGCGAACUUUUUGUUUACUGCCCACGUGAUAUUAGCGUCUAAAAAUACUGUCGCGUCUCGUUCUAUAUUAAUCAAUGUUUGCAAAAUAAAGCAUUGUAAAGCUUUAUAAACGUUCAUGAGAAUGAGAAAAACUGCAAUAAAUCGAAUGUUCCUGUAAUUCUGGAAACUAUAAACUGGUCAACAAUUAUUUUUCUUGUAAAUAUGUGAACCAGUGGCGGCAUUUUGCCUUUCGGGGAUAAAUUAUUUUAGAAAUUACAAAUCACAAUAUGUGGGUUAGUCGCACUAACCAAUGUUUUCCUUUUUGUCGAUUUACUUUGUCUUUUAUUUGAGGAAUAUCGUUUAUGUCUCCUCCUUGUACCAUGCAGACACCACAGUUCGAAGACAGUACUUAAAGGAUAGUAAUGUCAUGAUAUUUGUUUCUACUUCUAAGCCAGACUGUGACAUAUCAUGCAGAAAUAUACAUUAUUUGAAAAUGUUUUAAAGUAAGAAAGUUUAGUUAACAAACUUACCAGUGAAAGAGGAAUGAGAUUUCAUGUACGUGCAUUUCUAAUAUAUUCAUUUAUCAUAUGCCUUGAAGUUGCAUUAAUGUAUAAGUACGUAAGGAUAAAGAAACAGCAAACUGGAAAUAAUGAUCAUACUUCUCGAACUUUGUUAAUACAAAAAAGAAACUUUUCAAAAGUUACAAAUAACAUCUCGCAUAAUGUGUUAUAUUUUACAAGUAAUAUAUUUGAAGUUUCUGAUAAAGAAAGUAAAAUAACAACAGACAAAAAAAUAAUUGUAUUUUUCAAUGUACCGGAAUACAUGCAAAGUAACACGAGAAAGGAUACGCUGUAUAGAGACUGUGAAUAUAAAAAUUGUAUAAUUUCGUUUGAUAUAAAUAAAAUGUUAACGGCAGAUGCCGUCAUAUUUUACAUAGGAAUUAGAAAUAAGCGAAUGGGAAAAUAUCCACCAAUAGAUCUGAAACAACGAAAUCCAAAUCAGGCAUGGAUAUUUACAUCUGUGGAGCCUCCUGAACAUUUUUAUAAUACUGAUUAUCUGUCGUCAUCGUGGCAUAAUACGAUGAACUGGUCUAGUCUAUACAGACUUGAUUCAGAUAUACCAAAUCCUUACGGUUGUUUAAUACGCUCUAUGACCAUUACUACACCGGACUAUUUUUCAGUCUACAACACAAAAACAAGGAAUGCACUCUGGAUGGUGAGCCAUUGCCAGGUUUCUAGUGAGCGAAAUCAAUAUGUUACAGAACUGAUAAGGAGCGGAUUCGAUGUAGAUAUCAUAGGAGGAUGUAGUUCAGACGGAAGAAAAAUAAGUGUAAAAGACUUUGAUCAGAUUGUUCCUACUUAUAAAUAUUAUUUAGCGUUUGAAAACUCGUUUUGUAAUGAUUAUAUUUCGGAAAAGUUUUUUCAACAUUUCAAUUUAAGUUGGAUUAUUGUUGUAAGGGGUGGUGCAAAUUAUAAACGUUUACUUCCAAAAAAUACUUAUAUUAAUACAGCGGAUUUUUCAAAUAUCUCGACUCUGGCGAACUACCUCUCAAACCUUGGAAAUGAUAAAGAGAGAUAUAUUGAAUUUCUACGUAAUAAAGACAAAUAUGUAAGCAUCCGCUGGCAUGCCAACAGAAAUUGUGAAAUAUGCAGAAGAUUAAAUAAUUUAUCAAAGUAUAGAAAAACAUAUACAUCACUUAAGGAAUAUCUAACUGGUGGUCAGUGCUUUAGACCAAAGGACUUAUAAGUCAAGUUUAUAAAACAUAAAUUGAAUAAAAAGUACGAUACAUGUAUUCGGAACAUACAAAUGUUUUCUACCUGGAGAAAUAGAAAUAAUUUGAAACGUACGAACUUAGAUUAAAUCUGAUAUAUUAAACAAAGUCGAAAGCAUCAACGUUUCUAGAACUACAUUAAAGAAAUUAUUUGACUUCUUACAUUGCCUGUGUUUAAGGAGUGUACACUGUUAAUGCAUUUAUAAAUGCCCUUUUGCAGACAAGCUUGUUAUGUAAUUGUUUUGAUUUGACAUUUAUAUUUAACCAAAUACCUUUAUAGGUAUACCUAUAUAUCUAUACCUUUAAAGGCAACAAGGUAAUCUAAUUAUCAUUGGCAACUAUACUUAGAAGACAAUAAGCCCAAUUGUUCUACAGAAAGUGAUUAAAUAUUUUUUAAUCGCAAAGUUACAUUGAAUAUUACUCUUCUGAAGAAAAGGAAUCAUCCCGGGACUAUUUGCAAUAAUUUAAUGAAACUAGAAAGCCCCUAAAGAGCCGAAAAAAUGAUUGGAAACGGUUUACAGUUUUUAGAUCGGAGCUGGGUAGGGGACAGAUUUGCAUUUUACCAUCGCGUUUCUUAUAGCUGGAAUAAUAUGUAUUUGAAUUAUCUUAAGACUUUUUUUCUAAAUACACACUACACCUGAAUAUUUGUUUAUAUCCCUCUAAAAUAUUGACAUAUGAACACACAAUUUGAUACCACCUAAGCUAACAAAUCAUACCAACGAUAACAACUUCACUAAAAUUCAUUGAGUUACUAGGAAUGAAAUAAGGUAUUUCAAAACUAAAAAAGUUCAAACUCAGUGCUGGUGCUGGACUCAAUCGGACCAGGUCUGCUACUAUUUUGCUUGGCUGCGUUAUAUGCGUUAUAAACUUACACUCAUCUAAGGAUGGAAUAUGCUCUCAUCUUUACACUCAUCAAAGGAUGGAAUAUGCUCACAUCUUUACACUGGCUUCUCUAUGCAAGUAUUCAUUAGUAGAUAACCAGAUUUGUUUUCAGACACAUACACGAGUUCUGCAGAGUAGAUUCUUCAUGCAAAGUUUUUCAAUUAUUUGUUGUUCAUUUUAUGUACAAAAAAAAGCUUCGUUUGGCUGUGUGAAUUUGAAAAUUACUGACGCUAUUGCAUUUGUUUACGCCGUGUCAUCCGUCCAUUAUUAGUAACACAAUACACCUGAAUUGAACUGACGCGUAGAUAUUGAACAGCUUGAUGGAUUUUCCAGAAUAAAAUGAUUCGUAUAUAAUUAGCUGGACGUGUUCAAAGUGUACUUCUGUCAUUUGGUAUAUACCGUUUAUUUGUUUUUUUUUAGCACACCUGAGCAAUGCUGCUCAGGUGAGUUUUUCUGAUCACUCGAUGUCCGGCGUCCGUCGUCUGUCUGUCUGUCGUCUGUCCGUCAACAUUCAGCUUGUGUAUGCAAUAGAGGCUGUAUUUUCCAACUGAACUUCAUGAAAUUUGGUCAGAAUGAUUACCUUGAUAAAAUCUAGGCCGAGUUUGAAAUUGAGUCAUCUGGGGUUAAAAAGUAGGUCACUAGGUCAAAUCAAAGAAAAACCUUGUGUAUGCGAUAGAGGCUGUAUUUUUCAAUUGAUCUUCAUGAAAUUUUGUCAGAAUGAUUGUCUUGAAAAAAUCUACGUUAACUUUGAUUAUGGGUCAUCUUGGAUUAAAAAGGAGGUCACUAGGUCAAAUCAAAGAAAACCCUUCUGUAUGCAAUGAGGCUAUAUUUUUCAAUUGAUCUUCAUGAAACUUGGUCAGAAUGAUUGCCUUGAUGAAAUCUAGGUCAAGUUUGAAUAUGGGUCAUUCUGGUCAAAAAGUAGGUCACUAUGUCAAAUCAAGGAAAACUUGUGUAUGCGAUAGAGGCUAAAUUUUUUCAACUGAUCUUCAUGAAAUCUUGCCAGAAUGGUUGCCUUGAUGAAAUCUAGGUCACGUUCGAAUAUAGGUAGUCUGGGGUCAAAACUAGGUCACUAGGUCAAAUCAAAGAAAAACCUUGUGUAUGCGAUAAAGGCUGUAUUUUUAAAUUGAUCUUCAUGAAAUUUGGUCAGAAUAAUAGCCUUGAUGAAAUCUAGGUCAAGUUCGAAUAUGGGUUAUUUGGGGUCAAAUACUAGGUCACUAGGUCAAAUCAAAGAAAAUACUUAUUCAUACUCAAGAUUUUUGCUCCAAUUUUAAUGAUAAUUGGUCAGAAUAUUUUUUUCCAUGAAAUCACUAGGUCAAACAUGUUUACACUGUUAUGGUGUGUUAUGGUGUGUUUCUCAGGUGAGCGACCUAGGGCCAUCUUGGCCCUCUUGUUUGUUUUUCUUUUUCAAAUAAUCAGCUACUUGUGAUGCAAUCCCUCAAACAUUUGCUCUUAGCUGUUUAAGUGCAUGCACCUGAGCACAAAGUACUGAAGUAGAGCUACAUGUAAAUUAUGAUUGCCCAUUGUGCGCUGACAAUGUCACCAACAGUUGCUUUUUGAAUACACCUGAUGCCUAAUGUCUGUACCAAUAAAAACUUGGUCAGAAUGUUUGUAAAUAUUAUAAUGUUGAAUAGUUAAAAGUACCCACAUGGUCACUUGAUCUAUUAAACCGGUACCUGUAAAUCCUUCUCAGUACAACAUAAUACAAUACAAUAUCCAUUUAUUUUCUCAUUUCAUAUGAACAUAUGACAGAAUAAGGAUACAAUAUGACAAAUGUUUGUACGAGGCUGUUACAUGUGUUUACAUUACAAAAUAAUAAGGGGCAAAAAAGAAACAAAUAUUCUUCUAGCAUUUUACAAAACAGUACAUAUGUAUAGAUACUAUCACAUGUGUAGUGACACGUAGUUCAAAUCAAUACGGCAACUAUCAAUAUGAAGUUGUUUAUCUUAAGAUGUCUAAUUCUGAUGGCAAAUUUUCAUGGCCCUUAAUUUGAUAUACCAUUAUAAUAUUACGAACCCUUUAAAAUUGAAUAUAACAUAUUUAAUGAGACCAUUAAUCAUUUUUUUAAUAAUUAACGGCCAUUAACAGAGUAUUAAAAAAA